Molecule: messenger RNA, 1962 nt
Organism: Coniophora puteana RWD-64-598 SS2
Lineage: Eukaryota; Fungi; Basidiomycota; Agaricomycetes; Boletales; Coniophoraceae
Exons: 2
Coding region: 546-1844 (432 amino acids)
Molecular function (GO): zinc ion binding; nucleic acid binding
Source: RefSeq, a predicted model, not a curated record
CUCGUUACCGCCUGCAUCUACCAUCAUCAUGUCGCGAUCGGACGCACGACCGCGCUGAUUUGAUCAAAUAGUCAGCGUUUUUUUGACUCGUGCGAGCUGUUAGUCCGAUGCUCCGAGGUUCAUCGAUGGCAACAGACACUAACUAAAAAGCGUCAGCCAUUCUACACGGUACUGCUGGUACUGGCAACUUUGCAUGGCCUUCGCGUGGGCCGGAGCAAUGACACCAGCGCCGAACGUGUCAUCCGUCCCUGGUCGCCAGACACACGUGUCAGGAAUCUAGAGCGGUCGGGUGGAGAGUAUGAGCAAGCUAUGAGGUCAAGGGAGGCGGGAAUGACGGGGAAAGGAGGCGGAUCUGGGAAUGGAGGAUAGGAGAAGAGUUUAGUUAUAAGACUGGUCUUUCACGAUUCGGCGUUCCUUACGUUUUGCCUCUUGCUUUUACCGUCGCCUCAUUGUUCACGAUAGGUCACUCGUCGACGCUCGUACUCUGAGUAGGAUCUCACAUUAGGCAAAACGUAACCAAAACUCCAAACCCCUAUUCAACCCCUAUGCCCACCCAAUCUCAGUUCAACAUCCUCGACGGAGGUGGGACUGCUGGUCCUGCUCCGCCGCCUGUCCCGAGCUCGCAGGGGCACAUGGACACCGAGUCUAACGGUAUUGGUAGUCCGCCGCCGCCUCUCGUCGAGCCCGACCCCGAGCCGCCCAUCUUCGUCGAGGCAGACGCUAGAGGAUACGGUGCCGGCCACGUCUUCCACUUGCCGGUUCACGAAGAGGUCGAGUAUUGGCGUAAUCUCGCUACCGCCGUGCUCGCCCACCAACGCCCGGACCUCUCAGGCCACCAAGGCAUUAAGGUCGCGUCGCCCCUGCAGUUCUCGGGCGAGGACCGAUCGCUCUACGAGACGUUCAUCCGUGCGGUCAGGGCGAAUUUCAUUGCGAACCCCACCCGCUUCGGCAUCGAUGAUAACGAUGACGAGAAGUCGCGCCUUCGAGUCGUCUAUGCCACUUCCUUCAUGCAGACGGGUCCUGCUGCUGAGUGGGCGAACCAGCUUCCGUCGCCUUGGCCCGGGACUUGGACAGCCUUUGAGGAGGGCUUCCAGAAGCGCUUCGACCUACGGGACAAAAUGCAGACGGCGUGGAACGAGCUCGAGAGCAUGGAGUACUCACGUUUUGCGGACGCCGACACCUUCUUCACUCGCGUUGACACCCUCGCCGCCCGGGCCCAUAUCUCUAACGAGUCGCUUGUCAGGUUGGUGCAGAGGAAGCUCCCCUUCGGCAUCGCCAACCAGAUCAACACUCACCGAACGGCGAGGACGUACGAGGAUUGGAAGGAGGAGGCUAUCGCGUACGCCCAUGAGAACCAAAAUCUCGCCAUCAUCCGGGGCUACCAACCGAGGACUCAAGCUGCCAAUAACUCCGCUGCUAGGGGUCGCGCGUCAACUGCAUCAGCCCCCAUUCCUGUCCGCGCAGCUGCACCAUUCCGCGCUGCAGCUGCUCCGCCCUUCGCUGUCGCUCCACCUGUUUCCCGCGCUGCAGCUGCUCCGACUCCGGCGCUCGCUCCUGCGUUACCGAUGGGUGAGCCAAUGGAUGUUGAUGCUGCUCGUAACCGUCGCGCGAGAGGACCGUUUAGAGGGGCCUGCUUCAACUGCCGCCAGCCGGGUCAUCUCAGGGCGGAUUGCCCGCUAUUGGCGCCGCCGACGAUCCGAGCCCUUCACGACAGGUGGACCAGUAUCCCGGAUGAGACGAAGGAGGAGGUUGUGCAAGCGGUCAAUAAGAUCUUCGAGAAUGGAGGGGAGUGGGAGAAGGUCGAAAGAGAGGAGGUGAAAGGAGAAGGUUCAUCGGGUUUUUGAAUGCGUCGGAGGGAAAUGGUGCGUCCCUGCCGGCGUGUACGAUAGGUAGUGAAAAGUCUUCCGAGUCCUGUUCAACGCCCUUGAAGUAUGUCGAAAGCGAAACAAAAUGCGCAUUCAU